Acanthochromis polyacanthus (spiny chromis) is the source of this 2455-nucleotide messenger RNA. RefSeq names its product interferon-induced protein 44-like. The coding region runs from base 975 to 1805 and encodes 276 amino acids. The transcript has 7 exons. Lineage: Eukaryota; Metazoa; Chordata; Actinopteri; Pomacentridae. The record is from RefSeq and is a predicted model, not a curated record.
UGCCUAAACGCAGUGGGGACGGUGGCUGCUUGAAUGCAGCGGGGAUAGGAGGCUGUAGAGUCGAGGCAGGGAAAGAGGGGUGGGAGAGGCUCCAGGAACAGAGCAGGAAGGGAUCUCCAGAGCUGGGGGGGAACCGGAACAAAGUGGCUUGGUGGAGCACCAGCAAACGAAAGCAGAAACAACCGUGACAGAGGCAACCCAGACAAUGGCCCAGCGCUGAGUGGUGGGGAGAGCCAGGUCUUAAGUGCUGCUGAUUGCCGAUUAGGAGCAGCUGUGCUCCUCACCAGCCGCUCCUCAUCAGCCGUAGCUGUCAGCUGGCCAGGAGUGCAGCACAGAGAAGGGAGGGACCAUGACAUAAACUUACAAAUAGAAGUUUUCAUUUUAAAUUUAAAAGUUUUUCUUGACAUUUGUUUUUGCUUAAUAAAUCAAAUGGCUGCAUAUAGAAAUGUGUUUGUUUUGAAAAGUGUUGUUUACAUGCUGUUAACCUCAGUCAUGGAUGUCUGUCUGGUUCACGGAUACAAACAUGCACAGUGCAUUGGAAUAGUUUUGUGUGGAUCACUGCAAGCUACUUUCUUUGUUUCCCAUUUCCAGAGCCAGUGCUGUGUACAACACUUGAUUUCUUUUUGGCACAAACACAGAAGGGACAGCCAGCGGCCGAGAGAAGAUUUCUGAAGGAUCUGACAAAGAGUGCCUUGGAUUAGAAUAUCUACCAUGUUUAGACAGCUUGGAUUUGGAGGUUUAUUGUUUAAACAAUUCUUAAUCACACAACACUUCAUAGUAACACUUUUUUUAUUUACCUUGUUAAUAUGUCCAUAUGUUUUUUUUUUUACAUAUGCUGGAGGACACAUCAUGAAUAAAAUAAGCAGUUAACACCAUGACUGAGCUUUUCCACCUUGAAAUUGAAGUGUACUGAUGACGAUAGUCUCAAAAACACAGAUUCAGACUUUCACAUGUAACACACCAAUCCUGUCAGCAUGCAGGUUUUAGGAGAGGAAUGGAGGAGCAUACCAUGGAGUGACAAACAGAGAGACCUUCAGUAUGUGAAUGAUUAUCAGCCUCAUAAAGAGGUCCCACAUCUCAGAAUUCUGCUUCAUGGACCACCAGGUGCUGGCAAGUCCAGCUUCAUCAACUCUGUGGACAGUGCACUACGAGGCAGGAUGGCAACUCGAGCUCUGGCAGAAACAAAUUCUGUUGAGAGCUUCACCAAAAGAUACAGGACUUACAAAAUCCAGAAAGAAGGACCAGGGAGCUUCUAUCCUUUUGUCUUCAAUGACACUAUGGGUCUGGAGAAGGGCUCUAAUAAAGGUGUUAGUGUGGACGACAUCAAACUGGUCAUGAAAGGACACGUAAAAGAAGGUUACAAGUUCGACCCCAAAACCACCUUGUCUGAGAGUGACCCAAACUAUAACAAAUCCCCCACUCUAGAAGAUCAAGUUCACCUUCUGGUUUGUGUUGUUCCUGCCGAUACACUGAUCAUACUGAAUGAAGACAGUGUGGAGAAGAUACGGGAUGUCAGAGAAGCAGCAAGUGACAAAGGGAUUCCCCAAAUUGCUGUUAUCACAAGAAUAGAUAAAGAAUACUCUGAGGUCAAAAAGGAUAUAAAGAAUGUCUACAAGAGCAAGCACCUGAAGGAACACGUGGAGAAACUGAGUGCAUUGCUGGGUAUUCCAUUGAACUGCAUCUUUGCUGUGAAGAACUACAGCUCAGAAGUCGAGACAGAUGAUGACACCGAUAUACUGAUCCUGAGCGUUCUGAGAAAGAUCCUUGACUAUGGAGAAGAUUACCUGAAUGACAUAACACCUUAAAACUAAGAGGCACGUCAUUUUGCAAUUAAAAACUCUCACAAGAAGACCGGAACUUCAAAGAUGAAAUAAUUUUAUGAAGAAGCAUUAAGCAUUUGGGACAUAUAUUUCUAAUUGCAGUCGUUACUUUUAAGGGACUUUCUGUAAUGUUGUUACUUUGCUAUAAUCAGAACAGUUUAUUUCAUCAGACUUUUGACUGCAAUAUUUUGCUGUUUUUAUUUUCGCUUCUUGACAAAUCUGAUCAUUUUUUUUGCAAUAAUUUACAAAUAAAUACAAAUAACAUGUAUUUUAUUCAUCAAAAGUCUGGAUAAUAUGUCAAUAACAAAGUACAGACUAGAUAUCACAUUUUUGUUGUUUAUUGUAUUGCUGAAUAUGUCCACUGUAGUAGAAAUGACUGAAAUCAAGUGUCUAUGUAAAAUGGCUUAAUCAAUGUUAAAUCUUCUAAAAAAAAAAAAAAAAAAAAAGACAACUGCAACUUUUGAUUUAUGAGACAAUAUUAAUCUACACUUGAAGAUUAGAAGUCACUGGGAUGUCUCAGUUGUUUGGUUCAUAGGACAGACUAUAAUGUUAAGGAGACACAUUUUGGUGUUACACAUUUAUCAUGAGAGUGAGAUGGUUGAGCUGACUUCAAUAAAUACAUUGAUUUAAGGCAA